Phalaenopsis equestris is the source of this 471-nucleotide messenger RNA. RefSeq lists its product as uncharacterized. The record is from RefSeq and is a predicted model, not a curated record. Gene Ontology annotation, molecular function: nucleic acid binding; RNA-DNA hybrid ribonuclease activity. Bases 1 to 471 code for a protein of 156 amino acids. Lineage: Eukaryota; Viridiplantae; Streptophyta; Magnoliopsida; Asparagales; Orchidaceae. The transcript has a single exon.
AUGGGAGUUAUAGAAGACACUGUGCCCGUAUUGGGGGGAUUUUCAGAAAUUAAAUUUGGGGAAUGCCUACAAUUUUUCCAAUCUCCCACUGAUGCUUUAAAUGCUUUACAAGCUGAAGCCUUAGUUGUUGUAUGGGCACUUCAAAAUGCUGUUGUUAUGGGAUGGAACCUUCUAAUUGUUGAGCUGGACUCCUCAUGGCUAGUCCAGCUUUUAAAGGAUAACAUCUCCCCAUCUUGGUUUCUUCUCCCUACUUUUAAGAAAAUUUCUCACAUGAAGAUGACUCAAAACUUGCAAAUUAAUUGGAAUCAUAUCUUCAGGGAGGGUAACAGAUGUGCUAAUUGGCUUGCAAAUCAAGGUGCACUGUCUAUGUUGCCUAAAGUGAAUACCACCCCCCCUUUGGAGCUGGAUUUGGUUAUUAAUGCAGAUCUAUCUGAUCUACCUUAUAACAGAUGGGGGGUGUCAAUUUCUUGA